Messenger RNA from Bombina bombina (fire-bellied toad), 3662 nucleotides. It is a transcript of the gene LIN9, whose product is annotated as lin-9 DREAM MuvB core complex component. Lineage: Eukaryota; Metazoa; Chordata; Amphibia; Anura; Bombinatoridae. The record is from RefSeq and is a predicted model, not a curated record. Gene Ontology annotation, cellular component: nucleoplasm; transcription repressor complex. The transcript has 15 exons. Bases 124 to 2757 code for a protein of 877 amino acids. Gene Ontology annotation, biological process: regulation of transcription by RNA polymerase II; regulation of cell cycle; DNA-templated transcription. Gene Ontology annotation, molecular function: DNA binding.
CGGGCAACGCGAGCGGGAUCCCGAAUGGCGGCGCUGAGAGGGGAGUUCAAACCCGAAGGAGGCUUCCUCAGCCCGUGAGCCGAAGGCUGGAGACAACUUGGCAGGUUAUACGGUUUCGCACACAUGAAGCGGAUGAGGGUGGUCAAAGGCCUAGCGGGGCCGAUGGUAGAGGAAGAGGAGGAGGUGGCUCAGCAGGAGCUGGAGGAUGUAGAGGAUUCGUCUGCAAAAGCACUUGUCAGUUUAAAAGAGGGAAGUUUGUCAAAUACCUGGAAUGAAAAGUACAGCUCUCCCCAGAAAACACUGGAGUUGACCUUCAGGAAUUCAAAACGAAGCCGCCUCUUCUGUGAUGAAGAGGAACGCCAAUUAAAUACACGAUCGCCCAAAAGAAAUCCUAAAACGACUAUUGCACCCCAGAAAUUUACAGCUACUAUGACUACUCCAGUUAAGAAAUCAGCUCAGAAAAUUGGCUACAGGUUACGGAAUUUAUUGAAACUUCCCAAAGCACAUAAAUGGUGUAUAUAUGAGUGGUUUUAUUCAAAUAUAGACAAACCUCUAUUUGAAGGGGAUAAUGAUUUCUGUGUUUGCUUGAGAGAAUCUUUUCCAAAUCUUAAAACAAGAAAGCUGACCAGAGUUGAGUGGGGGAAAAUCAGACGGCUUAUGGGAAAGCCACGUAGGUGUUCUGCAUCAUUUUUUGAAGAAGAGAGAACUGCUUUGGAUAACAAGAGGAAAAAAAUUAGGCUUCUACAGCAGAGGAAAGUAGCUGAUGUUUCCCAGUUCAAGGAACUUCCAGAGGAAAUCCCACUGUCCUUGGUUAUAGGAACAAAAGUUACAGCUCGGUUGCGUGGCAUUCACGAUGGCUUAUUCACUGGCCAAAUAGAUGCUGUGGAUACAAAGAAUUCCACCUAUAGAGUCUCCUUUGAUCGCAAUGGUCUCGGAACACAUACCAUCCCAGACUAUGAAGUUCUUGGUGAUGAAGAGUCUUUUAACCAAUGGGUUCAUACACUCAAUACACUUGAGAGUACCAUCAGGUUCCAGUAUGUGGUCAGUACUAAAUCAGUGGAUUACUUGGAUGUGAGAGUGUUCAAACACUCAGGGAUACUUGGCACCACAUUGUAUAGAAAAAGCACCGACCAAAAUACGGUUCUACACGCCAGGAGUUGCCAUCAACCAUCCCUCAUUAGAAAUAUACCCAAAGCACAAUUUCAGCGAGUCAGGCGCAAUAACACUGACUCUGAAUUAUGCAAUACUCAACUAACAGAGAUGAUGGAGAGAUUUGUACAGCGAGGGUAUAAGAAGAAACAUUUGCAGGCUAUGCGUAACCAGGUGACUUUGGGAGGAGGAGAAGACAUCAAACAAGAUGCCACAGAACGUUUAACUUUUGUUACGACCUACUCCCCUGACCAAUACCGAAUCAUGAGAGCGAUUAAAGAGGAGUGGAAAUUGAUUGAAGCCGAUGGUACCUUACCAUUCAAACGAUGGGAAGUUCCACGCCUAGCCUAUCGGAGGGGUAGAAGUCUAAGGGACUCCCUCAUGAAGACCGAUGUGUCACCAUUGACCGAUAAACAGCUAUGGUUAAAGAAAAAGAAUGGCUGUUAUAAGUGUCUCAGUUGCGUUACUUGCAACAGUAUGCAGACAGGGAAUUCUUAUCAGCACCCUGAGAGGAAGAAAAAAUAUAAGAUCCAUUGGUUCCUAACCUGUACAACCACACAUAUUAUAUAUCUACUCAAUUGCCCUUGUGGGAAGUUUUAUAUUGGAAAGUCAACAGAUGAUGCCAGAACCAGGAUGGAUAAUCACCGGUCUGGAAUAAGAACUGCAUUAAAGAGUGGAAAAUCUGAACAACCGGUGGCCCAGCACUUUCUUGAAAAUGGACAUUCAAUAACCGAUCUCAGGUUUCGCCUAAUAGAUCACAUGCCAAAUCUCAGACGUGGUGGAAAUAGAGCUAAAAUCUUACUCCAGAAAGAGGCCCGCUGGAUCCAUGAGCUGGGGACAUUGGCACCCAAGAGCCCUGAAUAUACAAUCUGGAUGGCAAGCCUUCCUGUGAUAAUAGUUGGCCCUGUUCUAGAAAAUGAUCCUUUAUUGGGACAAUCUCCUUGGAAAAAUAAAAUUUCAAGUACAGAUGGUGAAACAAUUGGUGGUUUUCCUGUUGAAUUUCUUGUUCAGGUGACUAGGUUAUCAAAGAUCCUUAUGAUCAAGAAGGAACACAUCAAGCAGUUAAGAGACAUGAAUACUGAAGCAGAAAAACUGAAAUCUUACUCUGCUCCUAUUGGCAUUGAAUUUCAAAAACGAUACGCAACUAUAGUUCUAGAUCUUGAGCAAUUAAAUAAGGACCUUAACAAAGUUCUCCAUAAGGUCCAGCAGUACUGUUAUGAGCUUGCUCCAGACCAGGGACUACAGCCUGCAAACCAGCCAACUGAUAUGAGACGUCGGUGUGAGGAAGAAGCUCAGGAGAUGGUCCGUCAUGCGAACAUAGCCCCUACUGGACAGCCAUGUGUACAGGAUGAAAGUCUGACAGAUUUAAUUUCAAAGCUAACUGCUAUCCUGUUACAGAUUAAAUGCCUUGCAGAGGUGGGCGAUCUGAAUUCUUUUGAGUUCAAAUCUUUAACAGACUCAAUUAAUGAUAUUAAAAGUUCAAUAAACCCUACAAACAUCAGCUGUUUUCAGAAUAAUGUUGAGAUCCACGUAGCACAUAUUCAGAGUGGCCUAAGUCAGAUGGGAAACCUUCACGCAUUUGCUGCCAAUAAUACUAACAGAGACUGAAAUUAGAGGAAAUGCAGCAGAUUUAAAUGUCAGUUAAACAUUACUGGGGAGGAGCAGUGAGACAAGCAGCGAGACAAUCGCAUUAUGGAAUAGGAGGGCACGACUAUAGUGACUGAAACUGCUUCUUUGAAAUAACCGAACUCCUUGUAUUAUGGAAAGAUAUUUUUAAGCAAUCCUAAAUCCAGGCUAUGUCAUAUGUGUUUCUUCUAGAAAUGCGCACGUCUUCUAGAAUGAAGAUACAUGGACUUGAAUAAAAUAGCUUCAAUUUCUGCAUCUGCCAUGCCAAUUUCUAAAACAUACAUCAUCUGGCUUUUUAUGCCUGUUACCGGAAUGUGAUCAGAAACGUUUUCUCACAACCAACCAUCCUUUCUAGAGCAAACUAAUUCUGUUUUUACACCCGUCUUAUUCCUUGGCAGCAUGAAUGCCAACUUUGUUUCUUUGUGACUUGAAUAAGUUCAACAGUGACUUGCCACUUAACAAAUCAAUAACUUUUAUCUACUAAUGCUUUAUGAGUGGUGUUUGGCCUUUGUUUGGGUCAACUCCUAAUACCCUGUGGAUAUAUAUAUAUAUUUUCUUUUUAAAACAAAACUUUUCGGACUUGGGUACUGCUCAGGUAUAAAUAAAUUGGUGCGUUAUCUCCAAACACUUUCUUAUGAAGAAAGUUCUACAAAAAGUUUUGGCCUAUAAAUGAAACAAUUUAAGUAAAUUUACUGAACAACAUCUUUAUUGAUAUUGUCACCUUUUUCUUGCUUUUCACCUCAAAGAAAUAGACUAAUCCAUUACAUCUAUUCUUUAUGAGAUUUAUACAAGACUGGGAUUUUUUUUUUUAAUAAUUUGUUUAGUGGACAAGAAAAUGUAUUAAAAGUGUAGGUAUCCUUACCUUACAGCUAAUUGCACAAACAGCG